AUGAAGAGGUCAAGAGAUGAUGUUUACAUGGGGCCUCAACUUAAAAGGCCUGUGCUCUCUUCUUCUACUAGAGGAGAAACUUCGGGGCAACCGCAGAUGAUUGGUGGAGGAGGAGGAGGAGGAGGAGGAGGAGGAGGUGGUGGUGGUGGGGGAGGACAAAAACUUACAACUAAUGAUGCCUUGGCAUAUCUCAAGGCUGUCAAGGAUAUAUUUCAAGACAAAAGAGAAAAAUAUGAUGACUUUCUUGAGGUCAUGAAGGAUUUCAAAGCUCAAAGAAUUGACACUGCUGGUGUCAUAGCGAGGGUGAAGGAGCUAUUUAAAGGGCACCGUGACUUAAUUUUGGGUUUCAAUACCUUCUUGCCAAAAGGAUAUGAGAUCACCCUCCCAUUAGAAGAUGAACAACCUCCACAGAAAAAGCCAGUCGAAUUUGAAGAAGCAAUUAAUUUUGUGAACAAAAUUAAGACAAGGUUUCAAGGUGAUGAUCAUGUUUACAAAUCAUUUUUAGACAUUUUGAACAUGUACAGAAAGGAAAAUAAGUCCAUCAGUGAGGUCUACCAGGAGGUGGCUGCACUUUUUCGAGACCACCAUGAUCUGCUCUUGGAGUUUACUCAUUUCCUUCCUGACACUUCAGCUGCCGCCAGUGCUCAUUUUCCAACCGGUAGGAAUUCGGCUCUUCGUGAUAGAAGCUCUGCCAUGCCUACAAUGCGCCAAGUGCAUGUUGAGAAGAAAGAAAGGGCAACAGCUUCGCAUGCUGAUCGCGACUUCAGUGUCGACCGUCCUGAUCCAGACCAUGAUAGAGCUAUGAUCAGAGCAGACAAGGAUCAACGCAGGCGUGCUGAAAAAGAAAAGGAGAGGAGAGAAGACAGAGAUAGGAGGGAACGUGAACGGGAUGAUAGAGAUUACGAUCAAGAUGGCAAUCGAGACUUCAACAUCCAGCGAUUCCCUCACAAGCGGAAAUCUUCCCGUAAAGUUGAAGAUUCGGCUGCUGAACAAGUUGGAGAUGGUGACGAGAGCUUUGGAGGAAUGAAUCCUGUUUCAUCCGCAUAUGAUGACAAAAAUGCUGUGAAAAGUGCGUUAAGUCAAGAGCUUGCUUUUUGCGAUAAAGUCAAGGAGACGUUGCACAAUCCUGAUAAUUACCAGGAAUUUUUGAGGUGUCUUCAUCUCUAUACCAGAGAAAUAAUCACACGAUCAGAGUUGCAGUCUUUGGUGGGUGAUUUGCUUGGAAGAUAUCAGGAUCUCAUGGAUGGUUUCAAUGAAUUUUUGGCACGUUGUGAAAAAAAUGAGGGUUUACUUGCCGGCGUUGUGAGUAAAAAAUCCCUGUUGAAUGAGAGUAAUUUACCCAGAGCUGUGAAAGUAGAGGACCGAGAUCGAGAUCGGGAUCGUGAGAGAGAUGAUGGGGUCAAAGAUAGAGACCGUGAAGCCCGAGAAAGGGACAGACUUGACAAAAGUGUAGCCUUUGGAAAUAAGGAUACAGGAGUUCCUAAGAUGUCUUUAUUUUCCAGCAAGGAUAAGUUUACAGCAAAACCCAUUAAUGAACUUGACUUAUCUAACUGUGAGCGCUGCACUCCCAGUUAUCGGCUUCUGCCAAAGAGUUACAUGAUACCUUCUGCAAGUCAGAGGACAGAGCUUGGUGGUGAAGUACUGAAUGAUCAUUGGGUAUCUGUCACUUCAGGAAGUGAAGAUUACUCGUUUAAACAUAUGCGAAAAAACCAGUAUGAAGAGAGCUUGUUUCGUUGUGAAGAUGACAGGUUUGAGCUGGACAUGUUGUUAGAAUCUGUGAAUGUAACAACCAAGCGUGUGGAAGAAUUAUUAGAAAAGAUCAACAAUAACACGAUCAAAAUAGAUAGUCCAAUUCGUAUUGAUGAGCACUUAACAGCUCUGAAUCUGAGGUGUAUCGAACGUUUAUAUGGUGAUCAUGGGCUUGAUGUAAUGGAUGUGUUGAGGAAGAACACUUCUCUUGCUUUGCCAGUUAUAUUAACUCGCUUGAAGCAGAAACAAGAAGAGUGGGCAAGGUGUCGUGCUGAUUUUAACAAAGUUUGGGCUGAAAUUUAUGCCAAGAACUACCACAAAUCGCUCGAUCAUCGCAGCUUCUAUUUCAAGCAGCAGGAUACAAAGAGCUUGAGCACUAAAGCCUUACUGGCAGAGAUCAAGGAAAUUAGUGAGAAUAAACGCAAGGAAGAUGAUGUGCUUCUUGCUUUUGCUGCUGGAAACAGACGACCAAUUAUACCGAAUUUGGAAUUUGAGUACUUGGAUCCUGACAUUCAUGAGGACUUAUAUCAACUUAUCAAAUAUUCAUGUGGAGAAGUUUGUACCACUGAACAGUUAGAUAAAGUGAUGAAGAUUUGGACAACCUUCUUAGAACCCAUGCUUGGCGUUCCGUCUCGACCUCAGGGUGCCGAGGACACUGAAGAUGUUGUAAAAGCAAAGAAUCAGUCUUCUAAAAGUGGAGAGAGUGAAGGCAGCCCUAGUGGUGGUGGUGCUGCAGUCACAAACUCCAAACAUUCAAACCCUUCAAGAAAUGGAGAUGAAAGUAUCCCACCUGAACAAUCAAGUUCUAGCAGGGCUUGGAUGCUAAAUGGAGAUAACGGAGUUAAAGAAAAUGGUUCUCCUGAUGCAGAUCAUGUAGCUCGCAAAAGUGAUACUUCCACAAGCACACUUCAACAUGAUAAGGCGCUGAUUAAUACAGCUACUGCUGAUGAAUUGUCAGGGAUAACUAAACAAGCUGCUUCCAAUGAUCGGCUGCUAAAUUCAAAUGCAUCUCUUGCCACUGGAGCAGAGUUAAGUAAUGGACGAACUCUUGUAGAAUCAGGGCUUAGUGCUACUCCUUCAAGACCAAGUAAUGGCACUGUUGAGGGAGGGCUUGGAAUAGGUUCGAGUAAUGAAAUAUUACCUUCAACAGAGGGUGGUGAGUUUUCAAGACCUGCUGUAUCCACAAAUGGGGUAGCAACAGAAGUCAUCAAAAGUCACAGAUAUAAUGAUGAAUCUGCUGCACAAUUUAAAAUUGAAAGAGAGGAGGGUGAAUUAUCUCCAAAUGGAGAUUUUGAGGAGGAUAAUUUUGCAGUUUAUGGAGAAGCUGGUUUGGAGGCAGCGCAUAAGGUGAAGGACAGUGCUGUUAGUAGGCAAUAUCAAGCCAGGCAGGGAGAAGAAUGUGUAGAGGCAGGGGGAGAGAAUGAUGCUGAUGCUGAUGAUGAAGGCGAUGAAAGUGCUCAAAGGACAUCAGAGGAUAGUGAGAAUGCCUCCGAGAAUGGCGAUGUUUCUGGAAGUGAGUCUGGUGAUGGUGAAGAUUGCUCUCGGGAAGAGCAUGAGGAAGAUGGCGACCAUGAUGAGCAUGAUAAUAAGGCUGAGAGUGAAGGUGAGGCCGAAGGAAUGGCUGAUGCCCACGAUGUUGAAGGAGAUGGAACAAUGUUACCAUUUUCAGAACGUUUUCUUCUAAAUGUGAAGCCUUUGGCAAAGCAUGUCCCUCCUUCAUUGCAUGACAGAGAAAAAGGUUCUCGGGUUUUCUAUGGAAAUGAUUCCUUCUAUGUGCUUUUUAGGCUUCACCAAACGUUAUAUGAGAGAAUACAAUCAGCAAAGGUUAAUUCAUCAUCUGCUGAAAGGAAAUGGAGAGCUUCAAAUGAUUCUAGUCCUACUGAUCUCUAUGCCAGAUUCAUGAGUGCGCUUUACAACUUACUUGAUGGUUCUUCUGAUAAUACAAAAUUCGAGGACGAUUGCCGGGCUAUUAUUGGGACACAGUCAUAUGUUCUGUUCACAUUGGACAAACUAAUAUAUAAGCUUGUCAAACAGCUCCAAACACUGGCAGCGGAUGAGAUGGACAACAAGUUGCUCCAACUAUAUGCAUAUGAAAAAUCAAGGAAACCCGGAAGACUUGUGGAUGUUGUUUAUCAUGAGAAUACUCGAGUGCUGCUUCAUGAUGAGAACAUAUAUCGUAUUGAAUGUUCUUCCACACCAACCCACUUGUCUAUUCAGCUCAUGGACUUUGGACAUGAUAAACCUGAAGUGACUGCUGUUUCCAUGGAUCCUAAUUUUGCAUCUUAUCUGCAUAAUGAUUUCCUCUCAGUUGUUCCUGACAAAAAAGAGAAGCCAGGGAUUUUUCUCAAGAGGAAUAAACGUAGACAUGCAAAUGCUGAUGAGUGCCAGACCAUGGAAGGUUUUCGGGUUUUCAAUGGUUUGGAGUGUAAAAUUGCCUGCAAUUCGUCCAAGGUAUCCUAUGUUUUAGAUACAGAAGAUUUUUGUUUCGAACAGAAAGAAAAGGCAGAACUUUGCAGCAGAAUGGCCCUUGCCACAACCAGGAAAAGAUUUCCAAAAGAGUACAGCGGUUUCACAGAUUGCUAUCUAGCUCAUAGCAUGCCUUCCUGCAACGAAGUGGACAUGGUGUGUACUAAUCUUUGCAUAACUGAUUUUGUUCCACAGUUGGCCUUGGAAUGCAUUUUGUGCGCUGCUGCAGGGAAUUCAAUAGUUGGGGCGCGACCAAAAUCAGCUUUGAUCUAUUCUCACAGCUCUCACCAAGUGAAUAAAUGGAGAUAUGGCUUUGCAAGAUUGUAG
This is a messenger RNA of Dovyalis caffra, 4542 nucleotides long. Lineage: Eukaryota; Viridiplantae; Streptophyta; Magnoliopsida; Malpighiales; Salicaceae. The record is from the annotation of a GenBank genome assembly.